CUUUUAAUGCAGCCGUUCUUUCUUCGUCAAUCUGUAGCAACUGCGUUGCAUGUUUAAAACGAGCCUAAAAAUCUCAAUGUAGAUGUUCAAUAACUGGGAUACGUAUUUGGGCGACACAUAGCUUAUAUAUGGACAAUUUACAUGCGUUUGUUGUAAAUAUGUGAAGACGGUUUAUGCUGUAAAGAUAAAUUAAACGACAUUGGCUGUGACUUGUUUUGUGAAUAAUGGAUACGAGAAAAAGUGGACUGGAGUGAUUUCAAGCCAUCUGCCCAUCCUGCCUUUACCAACACUUGGGUGAUUGGUGCCUGUGCCUGUUGUAGGCUGUACUUGUUUGUUCCUCAUCAUUGAGUCCUUAUGCUUGAAAGAAGCUGCACCCUGUGUUUUACAGAAUGGAUGAUGUUGACGUAAAGAGACUUUCGUAUCAAUAUCAGCACUCUGCGUUCAGCUGCAGUGUUCCAUCUUUUUCCACUUUCAAGAGGAUACCCCCCAUUUUGCAUCCCCAGUCUCUGCACUGUAUACAUAGAGACAGUCUUUAAGCCAUAGAGACGGCAGUGUAAGAUAGAAUUUCUGUGUCUGUCUUUUUACUUUUUGAAGCACAGACUGAAAUUGCUUAUACAUGCCUAUAUGGCAGACAUGGAAGUAUUCUGAUUUAAAAUUUUCAGUUAUUCCCUUAUUCCUUGUGUGGGUGGUGGGAUGUCGGAAAAGAUAGAUGACAAAAUGGUGAAGUUCCUGGCUCCCCCUCAUAAAAGUGGAAAUGGCCCCAGUUCUGGUUCGGAUUCAAUGGUGAAUGAGUGUCGGCCAACAGAAGUGAGACGCCGGCAUCACACCAUGGAGCGUGACCGAAUUAACCCAGAACAUCGUUUUUUACGUCGAAGUGUCAUUAGUGAUUCCAAUGCCACAGCUUUAGCCCUUCCUUUACCCAGCAAAAUCCCCAUCCCUGCACCUCAACGGGGUCAGCUACAGGAACCUGUUCUAAAGAGGCAAAAAGCUGCUGCUACUCACUUACCGAAGGCUGAACUAGAGAUAGCUCAAAAUGAGGUGUCUGGAGAUGGUGAAAGUGAACAAGGAAAGGAGAUAGAGAUAGCAAAGGCUGAUGUGCCUUCAGUGCAAGCGCCUUCAGUACAAGAUAUCCGUGAUGGAGUGGUGGUGGAUUUGGCCCACUCUGCACCAUGUCUAGGAACAGAAUUACCAAGUCAAACAGAACCUGAAAGCGCUAUUGAGGCAAAGUGCCAUGAGGAUGAGGGCGAGGAGGAAGAUAAGGAUUCUGCUAAAGCACGAGCAGAGGCAGAGCAAAGAGAACACGAGAAAAGAGUUCAAGAGGACAUUGAGGAAGCAGAGACCAAAGCUGUUGGAACAUCACCUGAUGGCCGAUUCUUAAAAUUUGACAUAGAAAUUGGACGUGGCUCCUUCAAGACAGUCUACAAAGGCUUGGAUACUGAGACUACAGUGGAGGUGGCUUGGUGUGAGCUUCAGGAUCGUAAGCUUUCGAAGGCAGAACGGCAACGCUUUAAAGAGGAAGCGGGGAUGUUAAAGGGACUACAGCAUCCCAACAUUGUUCGCUUUUAUGACUCCUGGGAGGGACCUUCAAAAGGAAGGAAGUGUAUUGUAUUGGUCACAGAAUUAAUGACCUCUGGUACACUUAAAACAUAUCUGAAGCGGUUCAAGGUGAUGAAAAUUAAGGUGCUCCGUAGCUGGUGUAGACAAAUCCUUAAAGGACUUCACUUUCUUCAUACCCGGGCUCCACCAAUCAUCCAUAGAGACCUCAAAUGUGACAACAUUUUCAUCACAGGCCCAACAGGAUCUGUCAAGAUUGGAGACCUGGGGCUGGCAACACUCAAGCGUGCAUCCUUUGCCAAGAGUGUUAUAGGUACCCCUGAGUUCAUGGCGCCUGAGAUGUAUGAGGAGAAGUACGACGAGUCAGUGGAUGUAUAUGCCUUUGGAAUGUGCAUGCUGGAGAUGGCCACCUCAGAGUACCCGUACUCAGAGUGCCAGAAUGCUGCACAGAUCUACCGCAGAGUAACCAGCGGAGUGAAGCCUGGCAGCUUCGACAAGGUGGCCAUUCCUGAAGUGAAGGAGAUCAUCGAGGGAUGUAUUCGCCAGAACAAGGAUGAGAGGUACUCAAUCAAAGACCUUCUGAACCAUGCCUUCUUCCAGGAAGAUACAGGUGUGCGUGUAGAACUGGCAGAAGAGGACGAUGGAGAGAUGGAGGCAAUUAAGUUGUGGCUAAGAAUUGAAGAUAUUAAGAAACUGAAGGGGAAGUACAAAGACAAUGAAGCUGUUGAGUUUUCUUUUGACCUGAUCAAAGAUGUCCCCGAGGAUGUUGCUCAAGAAAUGGUUGAAUCUGGCUAUGUAUGUGAAGGUGACCACAAGACCAUUGCCAAGGCCAUAAAGGACAGAGUGUCUCUAAUCAGUCGCAAGCGGGCACAGCGACAACAGGUCAGAGAAGAUCGUGAGAAAAGGCUUGAAGAGGAGAUGCAGGCCCAGUUACUGCUGGCACAGCAGCAAGGCCAACAAUCCACUAUAGAGAUGCCUCAUUCUCAGUCAGUGCCACAGCCCACUUAUGUUUCUCCACAAUCCAAUCAACACAGCACACAGAUGAGUGCCCAACCAGCAUCUCAGCAGAGCAUCCAGAGCUCUAACUAUAGCACUCCUCAAUCUAACCAAAUGACUGGCAUGUCACAGGGAGUCCCCUAUGUCCCGCAGUCAACUGGGAAAGUCCCAGUUCCACUUCAGAGUCAGAGUGUAACUGGCAUCCAAACAGAGACUGAGGAACCAGAGACCGACCAACAUCUGCAGCACACUGGAGGGGCAGCACGGGACACAGGAGACAGACAUUCUAGCUCCUCUGUUCUUCCUGAAGCCUUGCCCGCACAGCCAGGAGUAUCCUACAGUUCUCCUCCCAGUCAGCACCUUCAGCUUCAAGUGUCAUGUCUCCAGACACAAAAUGAUCCAGCACAGCAGCAGUCAUUGGGUCUCCAGUCUGAAGUUGUUCCUGGUGUAUCCAACACCCAGUCUGUUCCAGUGGUGCCUCCUCAGUAUGGCGUUCUCUACCAACCGUCGCCUCCCCCUCAGAUUCCCACUCAGCAAGUUGUGAUGCCCCCAUCUUCUCAGGCAUCUCUCCCCCAGCAGCCGCAGGAGAGCAGCACAGUACUGCCACAAGCACAGACUGGAGUUCAGCAGCUACAGGGUCCUGUGACUAUUCCUCAGUCAACACCAAUGGAGCCGCCAGCAGGGUCUUCUGCCUUGGUGCCACCAUCUGCAGAUAGCUGUCUGUCAGAUGCAGCAUCAGGUCUUAGUGAUGGUAAUGAUGGAAGUUCUACAUCAGGAGGUCGCCAUGAGGGGCGCUCACUAAAGCGCUACCAAAGACGAUCCGUACGCAGUCGCUCUCGCCAUGACAAGACCACUAAGGCCAAGCUAAAUGUUCUCAGUAUCUCUAAUGUGGGAGAUAGAGUAGCAGAAUGCCAGCUGGAAACGCACAACAGGAAGAUGGUGACCUUUAGAUUUGAUCUUGAUGGUGAUAACCCAGAGGAGAUUGCACAGAUUAUGGUUCAAAGUGAAUUCAUCUUGGAGAGUGAGCGCGAGUCUUUCAUUGAGCAGGUCCGUGAGGUCAUAGAAAUGGCUGAUGAGAAAGGAGAGGGUAUGAAGGAAGGCUUCCCACAGAUGAGUGAUCUCCAACAACAGCCUGAGCUGACUGUUCCCAUGAUGCCAGGCAUUUCUCCCAGCACUGCUGCACAGGUGGUUCAUUCGGCAGGGCGGCGGUUCAUAGUCAGCCCCGUGCCAGAGUCUCGUCUUAAAGAACAGUUCUUUGGUGACUCUUCUGCUAAUACGUCCUUUGGGGAUGAACCUGCCUCUGUUCCCAUGGGCCUUUCUCAUUCUGCUCCAUCCGGGGUCCUCCAGCAGGCUUUCAAUAAAAUGAAACAGGCUCGUGUUGACAGAAGCAACACCCUUGAUCUAUCUGCUGCUGAACAAGAACCGGUCACUGGCCCAUCCAGUGAGCCUGGGCCAAACUCUAAUACUAUCCUGUCCACUCCAGAAGCUGUGGCUUCCACCACCAGCACUGCUUUCCCAGCUGCCUCUCUCACAACUGCAGCAGCAUCCUCACCACCUCAGUCAGCUGGGAGGGUUUCGCCUCCACCAAUAAUAGUUCAGUCACAAACUGCAAUCAUCGAUCCAAGUCCACCACCCCAGUCUUCCCAUGAAACGGCUCACUCUCAGUCCCCACCAGCUGCUAGCAUCCCUACUUCAUCCUCCACCAUUUCCCCUCCUUCAGCACAGGCCUCCAUUCCCACAGUACCUGGGGCUCAGCCAAACGGUACCCCUGCCUCUGCUGUUGCUGGUGGUACAUCCGCUGUAGUUGGAACUGUCUCCACUUCAGAGCAGCAGCACUUUAAUAAUGCUGUUUCAUCUUCUCAGCCAAUAAAUUCGUCCAUCCAUGCUCAGCCCCCACCUCCCACCACAUUAUCCAGUCAGACCCAGGUUCAGUCACAGCUAGUGGACUCAGACGGGGCUGAGCAACAGUCUAAGACAGCUGGGAGAGAUGACAUCCAAGCCCUAGACAUGAAGUUACGAUCCCUUUUUAAAGACCAGAGCACCACCUCUUCGACAUCACUGGAUCCCAGUCAGAACACAGGGACCUCCUCUCCUCCCACUGGAACUUCGUCCCCCCCACCUGGAACCACGCUGGUUCCUCCAUCUAACCUUCCACUCAGUUCUGGAGUACAUGGUGUUCUGGGCUCCACAACCACACCAGCAGGACAUGCACAAACCCCUCCAUCUAAACCUAGGGCACAGACUUUGCCUACUGGUUUUGAUCAAGCUGCAACACCGCCCUCUGAAGUUGUACCCCCUUUCCCUGGACCAAAUCAGCAACCCCGGGGGAAUUUGGACACCGAGUUGAGGAGAGCUGCUAGUCCAGAGACCAUUCAGGGAGAUAACAAAGCUCAACCUCCAGCUUCAGGUUUCACCCGUGGACGUUUCCAGGUCUCUCUUGCAACUGAAGCUGCAUCCGGCAGUGCUCCAGAUCCGUCCAGUAUUGUUUCUUCUUCCUCCCUCACGCCAUCCUCUACUUCCUCCUCCUCUUCAUCUUCAUCGUCUUCUUCACCCUCCAGUCCAGAAAAUACCCUCCACCGGUCAUCGUCUUUGUCCAAAGUAGUUUCUGAAACUGAUGGAGUCUCAUCUGGUGGUGGUCCUGUCAGUCAACCCACAACUAUUGGACGCUUCCAAGUGUCCAAGAGUAGUGCCUCAUCUGUACCUGCCAUUGGCUCUAAAGUGGGACGAUUUUCAGUCACAGUGACCCCUGCACCGGCAGCAAGCUCCAGUCCAUCACAUGGCUCCAGUAUGCAAAAUGGACCCUCAUCCUCAACCUCAGACUUUCCUAAAACUCAUAUCCACAACAGUAGUGACAACGACAAUGACUCGGAAACAGAGGAUGAAGCGCUUCAGAAAGAAAUAAGUCGUCUGAGAGAAAAACAUAUGAUGGAGAUUCAGGCUUUACAGAGUCGUCAGAGAGAGGAGAUAGAUGCUCUGUACACACAAAUGGGAAAACCUGUUCCUCCAUCUGUCUUCUCACCUGCUGUGGCCAUGGCUGGAGGUCGACGUAGGCUCAAGAGCAAAACCUACAAAUCUCGUGGUAGCGGACAGCCCAGUCCUGUACAUUCAAUUAAAUUUUCAGCUCAGAGCCGUGGAUCUGAUUCGCCUCCAAAGCAGAGUUCACACUCUUCAACAGAAGCUUCGGAAACUGCCGUGAGCACCACGCCCACACUCAAAUUCUCUCCAUCUCUGCCGAGCCUCAGUAGUUGCUCCAUGGGAUCAAGUGGGACCAGUUCCACAAAUGGUUCAGGCCACUGUCAGAACAUCUCUACUUCCCUGUCUCAGGCCAGUGGAGCCGCUUCUUCUGCUUCUCAGAAUCAAAAGGGCAAGAUCACCUUCACCGAUGACUUCCACCAACUGGUGGAUAAUUGGGCCAGAGAUGCCAUCAGCCUCUCCCAGUGCAAGAGGGCACCUAAAACUGGAACACAAGCAACCAUUGGACAGGAUAUUACCCCUCCAGCCAACAUGGGCCGUAAAUUUUCAGCACCAGGUUACCUCUGUCCAGCACCUUCCACGGCGUCCAGCAAUACAUCCACCACCACUCACCUGCCUAACCCAGCCAACCCCUCAGCCUCUCUGGGGCCUCGUAAAGGCUCUCUGGGACCAGUCGUCCAGGGGUUUGGAUAUGCCUCAGCCCCUUACAGUGCUCCCCAGUGGGCAGGACCCACAGGCACAUCCCAGGUUAGCAUGCUUAACCCUGCACAGCCACUAAAGCAGUACCAGCCACCUACAACAGCUUCAGCAUCCUUGAACCAAGGCUACCAUGUGGGAACAACACCAGCCAGCCAGAAGUCAGUUCCUGGAGGAUCCAACCCAAGGCCUACGUAGCCCAGACAGAGCCCUGCUCCAGGUUGAGAUCAACAGGGCGAUCGAGAACCACUUUCUCAAUUUACGAUUUGCUGGUUAGCUGGCAUUUCAUUGUGAUAUUUUUUUUUUCCUUUUUCUAUUUAAACUUUUAACAUUAUGUAUUAUUUCUGUAAAGAGUUGCCCUGCGUGGUUCUUGUCCUUUCAGGCAGAAUUAAGCCUGUCUGGCAGUUGGCGGGAGAGUGCAAUACACAUCCACAGCACAAGAGUCUCACAUUCAGCCUGACAUUAGCUGUGGAAAUGAGCUGUGACGAGUCAGGUGGUUGUGUCUGGUGAUGUAUUGACCCAAAGUCGUAACCAGCAGCAGCCAAAAUGUGUCCUGUGAGAGCAGAUAUUGCAAUAUUGCCAUUCCUUAUAAGGGGAGAAGGUAAGGAGGGAUUAUGGUUCAUAUCCUUACUGAUCUGGACUUUAAACCAAGCUGGAACUGAAGACUGUUGAAUUUUCAUGGCACGGACACGUGUGCAUACACAUGUGACUGAUCAUUAACCUGGUAACGACUUAGGAUGGAGAGUAAAGUUGUCUCAGUGAGUGAGAAUGAGGGUACAGAAAGUGUGAAAUAAGAGUGGGACAGUUAGAUUAUCCCAGAAGGGAAAGUAAAGUGAUUCAAAGUUAGGUGAGGAAAGACUUGGUAAGUUAGGCGAGGAAAUGGAAAGGAUUACAUUAUCCCCAUAACUUGGAAGUAAAACGCAAUAACGGUGAAGUAGAUGAGCUGUCCCUUGUAACUGUGGCCUUAAUCCCCAAACACAUUUAAACAUUGGCUGUGUACAGAGAUUUCUUCACUAGGUUAUGAUUCUGUGUUCAACAUUUUCUGAGACUUUGCGUCAUUGUGAUUUGAGUUUUAUUUCAGAUCAAUUUAUUAUACUGAUUAAUUCUUAACUUCUGACAUAAAAGCCAGUGGACCUGCCAUGUCUAAAAGUAUUGUCCUGGUGUUGACCGCCAUUCAGUUUGGAACUGACAAGAUGCUGCUGGAGAUCACAAUCUGAGUGGAAGGUGCAUGUAGUGUUAAGUUUGUCUUUAUUUUUUUAUUUUUUCCCCCACACAUGAAACCACUUCACUUUAUGCUCAACUGUAAGAAAAUAACUUUCAGAAUAAAGUUAUCAUAACCUACAGAAAUAUUUUUUUUUAUUAGGAUGGUAGUCAAAUGUUUCAGUCUGAGGGAAGUGUCCGUACUUCUACCAGUUGUGUAGACAGAUGGUGCUUAGUUCAAAAAUAAACAGGUUGUUAGCUAAGUCAUGUCACAAAAUAUUUCAGCCCAAAACAUUUAACUUUAACCCCUCACAAGUGUCUGGGGUUGUCUGUCUGUGGUCUGUUUUUUGUAUGCAUAUAUUUAAUACAACAAUGUUCUUAAUGGACCUGUAUUCAGCCAUCAGAUUUUGAUGUUGUUUCACUGUAAUUAUUAUUAAGGGUUGUUAAACAACAUGUAGGUAAAGAAAUAUAAGAAGUGCAAUUGCAGGGUUGUUGUUAUUGGUAUAAUAUUCCCCAUGCAGGAUUUUAUCCUGCACUUUAUUAAGCUCUUCUGUCUGACUCCCCUGCCCUCAUUUUCUAUUUUAUCGUAUAUAUGCUAAUGUUAGGUAAAUGCUUUCACAUCAUUCUCAGUGACCAGAGUAUGCUUGUGGUGACCCACUCUUAAUGCACAUGCACUCAAACCUGUAAACACGAGGAACACUUUAGUGCCUUGCAUUCUCACUAUUGACAAGUUCCAGAUUCAUCUAGUCCUGCGGCUGUAACUGUGCUGCCCAGAAUAAGUAACAAAACCAGUGCACGAUGUCAUGCCGCCAGACACGGCCCGUUCAGAGCAUGCAACACUGAAACAGAGGCCACACGCAGGACUGCAAAACAAAGAGCACACCGAGUAAAGUGGAAACAUUUUCUCUACAGUUACAUUUGUGUGUUUGUGUAAUCCAGCUGUGUAUUUCUAUAUGGCUCAUGUGAACAUGGAUUUUUGCUGACAUUUGUUUUUGUGGUUUAUUAUUAAACAUUUUCAUAGAGGCACUUGUUCAGGCAGCAAGUUAGCUGAGCAAAGGUUUAAAAGUCGUCAUGCUGACUCGGCUAUUGUCUCAUCACCUCACAGGAGUGCCAUGCUGUUGUUGUGACUUUCGCCUGCUCUUAGAUUAACUUCUCUAGAGAAAAAAAGUGAGUUACUGCAAUGCAGAAUAUGCAAUGUUUAAAGUUUUAUAUUGUAGGGACAGAGGGGUAUUGAAAACAUUUGCAUGCUGUCCAGGGUUGUUACCAACUUCAACGUUUUUGAUAUCAGAAUAUCAACAUUUCUUUUCUUUCCUGACCGUAUCACAAGUUGUUAUUCAUCAAUAUCACAUGCACAAUUUCAGCAUCAGAUUAUCAGCAUGAGUCCUGCAUGCAUGCUUUACUGGUGUUAAAUCUUAUCAGUAACAAUCAACUUACAUUUGGCCAAUGUACAGCACAAGCUCACAAAGGUUAAGACCCAUGUACUACUAUACUAUCAUCAGACCUCUAUACAGUACUUUGAGGCCACUGACGCACAGUUAUACUCUAUUUUCUGAUUCUUCAUCGCGGAUUUCCUGUGACCCAGUGUCUGUUUUGUGUAUGUUUUCACAUUGUACAAAAUGUAAAAACAAAUAAAAAUAUCAAUUUCAAGUCA
Melanotaenia boesemani (Boeseman's rainbowfish) is the source of this 9070-nucleotide messenger RNA. Its product is annotated as serine/threonine-protein kinase WNK1-like. The record is from RefSeq and is a predicted model, not a curated record. Bases 694 to 6417 code for a protein of 1907 amino acids. NCBI's taxonomy places the organism in Eukaryota, Metazoa, Chordata, Actinopteri, Atheriniformes, Melanotaeniidae. Gene Ontology annotation, molecular function: ATP binding; chloride channel inhibitor activity; potassium channel inhibitor activity. Gene Ontology annotation, biological process: negative regulation of sodium ion transport; monoatomic ion homeostasis; protein phosphorylation. Gene Ontology annotation, cellular component: cytosol; cytoplasm. The transcript has 28 exons.